ACUGAAGUCCCCGCGGUUGCCAAGGGCGACACAAGCAACAGGCGACGCUGGCGGGCAAAGCCGCAAUUAACUAACCUGCAGUUUUUACAAAAUUGUUAUUAUUAUUUUUACCUUGACAACUUUAAGGUUGCUUUCAGUGUUGUUUGUGCUUUAUGUAGAUAACCGUUACUGAGUGGAAAUGCCACCAAAGGCAGCUAAAAAGGGCUCAGCCAAAAAGCCCAGUGCUCCGGGAGCCGCAGUUCCAGCCAAGAACUGGGAGUCCGGUCUCACCAAAGCACCGUUUGAAGAGGAAUCAUGGAAGGCCUGUGUGUCUUGGGUAGUUGCUCAAAGUCCAGAAGAUGAGGAACUGGUCCGGGUUUUGACUCUGGCCGUACAGCAACCACUACGCAAACUUUUCAGCUUUUUGACCUGUGACGACACCCUUGCAAAGAUCCAUGACCUCGGGAAUCCCAAAGCAAAAAAACCUGAUGAUAUCCCCAUGUUCUAUGAGGUUACAGAGUCUGCCAAGGCACUGCUGGAUGGAGGACACGAGAUUCCCUGUGAACUGAUGGCAAAGGUAUUGAAAUUCCAGCUACUGCAGCUCAAAGCCAAUGAUGAGAAGAGGAGGGAGGCCGAGCAGGAGGAGAAGGCAAAGGGUGGUCCUCUCUCUGCCAGCAAGGACAAAGGAAAGACCAAAGUCUCAGACAAAAAGGGGAAGAAUCCGUCAUCACCUGGGGGACUUUCCAAGGAGAAGAAGACCAAGCUCAAACGCAGGGAUGAGGAUGUUGAGCCACCAAAUUUCAGAGAUGAUGAACCAGAAGACGGUCCUCAACACUACAUCCUGGUGCUGGGCUUCUACCAACCCCACCUGAUUGCUGCCCUUGAUGCUAUAGGCGUACAUGUAGCUAAUGUUAUCGAAUUGUGUUCGAAACACACACACACUUCUGAGGGACAGCAGGAUCAGCGUUACUGUGGGAGCAGAGAACAGAGCCUGAGAGCUUCUCCAGUUCUGGAUGCAGCAGAGAGUAAUGGUGGUGCGCAGGCCAGGAAGUUGGCUCUAUUUUGGUCAGGUCUGAGACCAGUUUUGGACAGUGGGUCACUGGAGUCCAAGCUCCAUGAUGUGGUUCAGCUCAGAUUUGCUUUCCCACAUUCCUCAUCUCCUGUCCACACACAGGAUCCUGAGGCUGAGCUGGAGAUGGGAAUCCAAAUCUUUGAGGGUGUUGCCAGUCUCAUUUAUGACUGUCUAGACUGGCGACGGCAACACCAGCACUACCUGAACCACCUCAGACUCAUCGGGGUACCCACCGUUGUUAGGCUGGAUCCAGAGGUUGUGCCGACCCCUCUCCCCAUGACUUCAUCCUCCAAGAAGUCAUCACAUGAGGAAAACCCACCAAAUGAUAAGGAGACCAAGCAGCCUCUCCAGCAGCCUUUCCUCUCUACAGAUGUGGACAUGCAUUACUAUAGCAACCUACUCGACCUGGUUCCCCCUGAAGCCUGCUCUGUGCCUCUAAUCUUGCACUGUAUGCUAGAACAGGUGGCAAUUUCAACAGAACAGUCUUCAACCACCCUGUCCCAUUCUAUUGAGGAGCCCAAAAGUCGCAGUGGUCCCGGGUUAGAUCAUCAGCUGGUCAGCUUCAUGCUCCAAAGCUUUCUGCCUCUGGUGCACACAAAGGAGGAGAGAAGCCACAUGUUAAAUAGCUUGCUGACUACAGCACGGAAUGACGAGGAUGUGAAGCCAAUCCCCACCAGCUCCACCGUCAUAUUUAGAGUGCUGCCGCUGCAGCAGAUAAGGCAGAGGGUAUGCUCAGACGUGCUGCGGCGGGGGAGGGCUACACGCUUGCCACAAUACAAUAGGCUUGUGGAGACGUUUGGAGCUGAGGAGACUCAGAAGAAGUCUGAACAGCCUCUGGUUAUCAGACACCAUAAUGAGAGGGCGCUGCGUUUGAGGGAUAUCAAUGUGGCCAGUGGUUUUGAUCCAGCAGAGGUGGAGCUGUCCAUGAUGAAGCUGUCUCCACUGUGGGAGCUGAUCCACUCAGGACCUCAGCAGAGAAACAGUAACUCCCAAUGGAUGGCAGUCAAACAGCAGCUGCAACACUACUGCACAGACGAUGUUGUAUCAUGGCUGGAGGUGGAGCGUUUGUUUCAUCAGAGUGUGUUUGAGAGUAUGCCACUGACCACACUUGACCAAAGGGGUGCACUACUGAAUACUCCUGGACUACUGGGAACACUGGAUUCAGCACAGCAACAGACACCUACAGUAAUCCCCUGGGACAACCCACUAUUGUACGCUAAAGAGCAGCUUAAUAACCUACGGACUAAAGGUCAGACAUUUCUCACUGAAGAUCCUGAUAACACCGAGCGGAUCAGCGGGAGAGUGUGUGGCCAGCUGGACUUAAAUGACAUUCAGAGCUGUAGGCUGAGAUCUCUGUUUGACUGGCACUACGUUGAACACCAUGAUGCCUCUGUCUUCCCACAGGUUCUCCAGUUGGCGUCCGAAGAUUACCGCUGCUUGGACACUUUCAGAGGAAGCCGUAACAACAUCCUCUACAUUUUCUGUCACAAUCCCAUGAGCCCGUAUCGUCAGUGCAAGGAGUUCUGGGAUGUAGCCCUUCACACUGAUGUCAAGUUCAGGAAGUACCUGGAACGUGUUGCAGACACCAUUUCAGAGUGGACAAAAGAGGAGGAAUUAAAGAGGGAGGGAAUGCAAUUCAGAAACAGCAGCCCAGCUGAGUCUCCAAAAGAUGAAAAGGCUACAGAUUCUGCAGGGGAGGAGGACAGAAUGGAACCAGUCAUCAGAAAAGACUCACUUAAGGCCUGGAAGUUGGAACAGGAGCGGCUAAAGGAGGAGGAGAUGGCCAAGAAAUCAAAGAAGGACGGUACACCCAGAGGCAGGCAGCAGAAGGAGGAGAUGAGGUCGACGGACAACAAGACAAGUCAAACUUUGUCUAGUGGCAAGAAAGGCAGAGAAGAGACAGCAGGCGCCUCAGCCAAAACUCCCUUAGAGUCUGUUACUGCAACAGCGCCCCUUGUGGCAGAAAACACAAAAGAGCAUCCGACAGAGAAACCCUUCAACGGUUUCACAGGCUACAGCAUGGAUGGAAAGUUGAUCCACGUGUCUGGUCGUCUCCAGUAUCUUUUCCCUUCAGAUGGAGGACACAUCACAGUAGAGAAUAUCAGCUAUGUUGAAGGUUCCAGUCUGAUGAAAGUGGCUGUGAAGAAGGAUGGGCAUCAUUUCUACACACACAUCAACCAAGUUUUUGUUGAUCUGGCAAAGCCUCCCCCUUGGCCCGCAGAUAAAGAAACCAAUGGUCAAAGAAAAGAUUAUAAAGUGUCAGAGCCUGUGGCAGCAAAAACAGUGAAGCAGGGCUCCUUCACAGCAGUGUUAGCCAAUGGACUCCACCUCUCAUAUAGUUUCUAUGGUCCCACGGGAGAAUACAAAGUGAGUCCCCAGGAAACAGAAGGAGGGGCCCACGAGACCUCCACCUUUGUCCCAAUCCCCUUGUCCAAUGGGACAGACCUGGAUUCAGUUCCCUCCGAGGCACGUGGCACAUCCAGCCAUUCCAGACCUCCAGAGUCCCAGUCGAAGGUGUGUGAAGGCCAGCCAGCAUUCAACAGCCUCAGCCUGUCUGUUCCUAAUGGCCUACUGCUGCAGUUUCUGCGUGAAGAUGCACAAGGUCUGCCCUCAGAAGAGCAGGGUAUGUUGGUGAAACAGGGCUUUCCUCUUCACGGCAGAGCAGUUGUAGGACAGCUUCAGGACCCUUCCCUCUCUAAAGAACUGUCCCGCAUUGUCACCAGUCAGGGAGCUGUGAUCCGAUACAUGAGAGACGGGUCCACAGAGGUUCUGUUUGCUGAUGGCUCAGUCAGUUUUAGCCCGGAUUCUGGUCCAGUGUGGGUUCCUGACUCUGAGGUCGUGGAGGAAAACACCUCUCAAGAAACUGAGGACAACAAGAAAGAAGAGGAGUCAGAGAAGGAGGCUGAUGCUCAAAGAGGGCAUUGGAUAACUACAACUCCAUGUGGAGCUCGCAUCUACACUGUGGGGACCACACACAAACACAUCCCCACCACACAGCUUCUCACCUUCAAGGCUACAGACCCCAUCACACGUGAGGUGAUGCUGACCCGGGAGGAUCUGGUGGUUUCUGUCCAGAAGCCAGAUGGAUCUCUAAUUGUUGAACACGCAGACGGAACCAGGAUUACCAGUCUCUGCCAAGACACACAACCAAACACACCACAACCCCCAGGGGAGCAGCCUGAGAUCGUGACCCUUAAAUCAACUUCUGAAUGUGCAUGCGGCUGCACUGAGUGUGUGUGUGUCACACGGCGUGCAGACAGCACUGGUGACAGCGUGCACACUGAGGAUGCCUCUGGCAGCGGAGAAAAGAUUAGCAGUGACUGUGCGAGGAAAGGCUGUGACAACGAGGACACUGGAUACGGUUGUGCAAAGCUGAAGGAGAGUGAGCACGAUUGGAAUGAAAGAGAAAGUAGCGUGUAUAAGAACGGCGAGGAGAGCGUGGCCGGAAACGGUAGGAGGCGCACAUGUGAAACCGAUAAGGGUGGUGUGUCGACCAAAGAGCAGGUGGUGUUGGUGGAGAAGGAGGGCUGCGCCACAGUGGUGAUGUACCCAGAACGACACACGGCUCACGUCUUUUUAGCCGACGGAACUGUCAUCACUGGGAAUAACCAAGGAGCUUAUCAAGUGUUUCCAUCCAGCGUGGGGCUCCUGGAGAUCCAGACUGAUGGGAAGUGUGUGUACUCCUCAGACCCCCUUGAUACCCCCGGUCCAAACGGUGGCAGUCAGGCAAACCAGCUGGGAACCUACACCAUGAGUCACACAGACAGAGUUGCUUGUGACAUUACAGACCCCGAUGGGAACCACUUUGAGGUGAUGGAAGAUGGGCAGUUAUCAGUGUUGAGCUUCAGCCCUGCUCCAAGCACAUUUAAACAGGAUGAGGAGGAACCAGAGGAGGAGGCAGACAGAGAAAUGGCCCGGAAUAAUGUAAAACACAGAGAACAUUGUCCCAGGCUCUUUAUGGUGCAUGAAGAAGGUUCAGGCACUGAACUCCUGAGCUCUCAAACCGUAGAGGAACUGCUGUACCAAGCAUACUCUGACCCUACUGUAGCACUGCUGAAGGAACCUCUGCCAGACACACAAGAUGAGUUUGGCAUUUCCAUCCUAAAGCCCAGCCAGCAGAGUGUGUGGUCCCAGUGGUUAAUAGCGAAACAGAACCCUGACAUCACCCCUCCCAACCUCAGAAACCGCAGCUGGCAUGACUUCCCUAGAACAGAGAAGAAAAGCUCAGGCCCUCUAUUCGGUACUGACAUGGGACGAGGUCUGACUCUGAGAGAGAGGUGUGGCGGCUCUGCGGCACAACGUCAGCCUGUCAGGAGCUGCCCUAAAGUCCUGGAGAUGAGGGAACUGUACCAGCACCGACCAUUCACGAAGCUGCUCAAAAAUGCUGUUGACACACGACUGAAGGUAUACAUAGAGAGUCUGAUGGAGAGGGAGCAGCGAUCAGAGGAGAUGAAAGUUAAAGACCCCCGCGAUGAGGAGGAGAGUGUUCACGCCAGCAAUCUGCUCCACCUGGUUUUGUCUUUUGAAGCAGAAGAGGAUGCAGGUCACACCUUUGAUAAGAGGAGUUCAGUGGACAUACUUAGCCUGUACAACCAGGGAGUUGGAGCAUCAACUGAGCAGUCGGGUGUUUCAGAAGACACAGGAACAGUAACUAGUGCCAGUUUUGCUAGUGAAAAGGAGUCAAAAUGGACUGAAAAACUUGCACAACACAGACAGGAGAUGUGUGAGGAGCAGGCUUACAGAGAGGCUCUGAGGAAGAACAAUAUUGUUCCUUUUUUUCAUCCAGAAAAUUUUCCACUAUACCAGAAUCUGCUCCAGUACCAAACACCAGACCUGAGGAGUCUAUCCAUGGAUCUCCCUCUGAUCACCAAGUCAGACAGUCCUGAGGCCUUCCUGAAAGAUGCCCCACAGGAGAACACGCCACGACCCUUAAACCCAACGCCCUCUCGGUCUGCAAGUCAUCCAGGGGGAAGCGAUAGAAAGCUUGAUAAAAGACCCACCAACCCGACGCCUCAGACUGCUGGUGAAAGCAGUCUGAGGGGUUCAUUGGAGCAAUGUAAAUCAGUCCAGGUUGAUGUGACUGGAAAGCCCAGGAGGACUAAAGUCAGACUGCCAAACUCUAUCCAAAGCUCUAAACCCUGCAGCGUACCAAAUCAACAGUUCCUAUCAGUGGAAGAGCCAGUGAGACGGAAGUGUCGAACCAUUUCUCUGACCGAUCCCAGUGUCAUAGCGAGGGGGUUCCAGCUCCUCCCAUCCAGUGUUAACUUUGGUACACUGCAGGAGGGCACGUCCUCAGCCAUUACUGUGAGGAUGAAGAAUGUGGGUGUUGACACCUGCAGAUUUCAUGUGAAACAGCCCUCUCCUGCCACAGGCCUCAGAGUCAUCUACAAUCCUGGCCCUGUGGCUGCAGGGUUGCAUGCUGAGCUGCAGGUUCAGCUGUUUGCCAUGGGUGCAGUCCAAGCAGGAGAGGUAGAGCCAAAGAAGUACAUCUCCCAGGAUAUUAUCAUCCACACUGAAACAGACAUCCUCUACCUGCCCGUUACAGCUACCAUCCUUCCUCAGAGGUUGUAUGACAUUUGGCUCAGGAACCACACAGGUACACACAUUAGGAAAGGCUCGAGGGUAAGACACCUGUCCUCCAGCCUACCAGGUGGACAGAGGGGCUGUACAGUCCCUCAGACGACCCAGUACCCUCCUGACCGGUCCUUCAGCAAGCAUGGGACAUCCUAAUCUCGCCAGUCUGUGAGGAAUGCUCAUCACAAGUCUCCAAUUAGAUGUCACCCAAUUCAAGUCUUCAUCGUCACCAUCAGACCACAUGCCUCUCUUUUAUUCCACAAGUUUAGUUUUUGGAUGAUUAUCUGUUCUAAAUAAAUCUUUUAUCACUGUUACUGAAA
This is a messenger RNA of Scatophagus argus, 6945 nucleotides long. It is a transcript of the gene spag17, whose product is annotated as sperm associated antigen 17. The transcript is spliced from 50 exons. Gene Ontology annotation, biological process: epithelial cilium movement involved in extracellular fluid movement; axonemal central apparatus assembly. The coding region runs from base 179 to 6781 and encodes 2200 amino acids. Lineage: Eukaryota; Metazoa; Chordata; Actinopteri; Scatophagidae. Gene Ontology annotation, cellular component: axonemal central apparatus. The record is from RefSeq and is a predicted model, not a curated record.